GUCCCCGCCGCUUCCUCAGUGCCGCCCUCCGUACGCCCCGCGCCGCGCCGCCGCCCGGGGCGGGGGAGUCGCGGAGAGUGGAUGCCUAGCAGGCACCCACGGGGCAGAGACCAGCGGACGCCAUGGGCUGCUGCAGCUCUGCCGCGCAGAGUUCCAAGCGAGAGUGGAAGCCUUUGGAAGACCACAGCUGUACAGAUGUACCAUGGCUGCUCUUAUUCAUCCUCUUCUGCAUAGGAAUGGGUUUUAUCUGUGGCUUUUCAAUAGCUACAGGAGCAGCUGCAAGACUGCUUUCAGGAUAUGACAGUUAUGGAAAUAUUUGUGGACAGAAAAAUGUCAAGGUGGAGGGAAUAGUCAACAGUGGUCUGGACCUCACACACAAGAAGUAUGUAUUCUUCUUGGAUCCAUGCAACAUUGAUCUAGUACAUCAGAAGAUUAAAUCUAUUGCCUUGUGUGUAUCAGCUUGCCCAAGGAAAGAAUUGAAAACUCUGGCUGAUAUACAGAAGUUUGCAGAAAUUAAUGGAUCCAGUCUGUGUAGCUAUGAACUACAGCCAUCAGAAUAUACAACAGACCCAAGGGCUGCCAAGUUAUGUCCUAAAUAUCCUGUUCCAGAGAGUGCACCUAUUCCAUUCUUCCAUCGCUGUGCUCCUGUGAACAUUUCCUGCUAUGCCAAGUUUGCAGAGGCCCUGAUCACCUUUGUCAGUGACAGUAGUGUCUUACACAGGCUGAUUAGUGGAGUUAUGACCAGCAAAGAGAUUAUAAUGGGACUUUGCUUGUUAUCACUAGUGUUGUCCAUGAUUUUGAUGGUUAUAAUAAGGUACAUUUCAAGAGUACUUGUCUGGAUUUUAACAAUUCUUGUCAUUCUGGGAUCGCUUGGUGGUACUGGAGUCCUGUGGUGGCUCUAUGCUAAACAACGAAUGUCUGCUGGUGCUCUUGAGACCCAAAUAGCCAAAGACAAUCUUCAGGCUCUCUUGAUCUAUGCCAUUGCAGCUACAGUCUUCACGGUUAUCUUGUUCUUGAUCAUGUUAAUUAUGCGCAAAAGAGUAGCUCUCACCAUUGCCUUGUUCCACGUGGCUGGCAAGGUCUUCAUUCACCUGCCACUGUUAGUCUUCCAGCCAUUUUGGACAUUCUUUGUGCUUAUCCUCUUCUGGACAUACUGGAUCACUGUCUUGCUUUUUCUUGGUACUACAGGUAGUCCUGUCCCAAAUGAGGAAGGAUUUGUUGAAUUUCGGAUGGCAGGUCCUUUAAAAUACAUGUGGUGGUACCACGUAGUGGGACUCAUCUGGAUCAGUGAGUUUAUCCUGGCCUGUCAACAGAUGACAGUAGCAGGGGCUGUUGUAACAUACUAUUUUACAAGGGAGAAAAGAAAUCUACCAUUUACUCCUAUUCUGGCAUCUGUUAAUCGCCUUGUUUGUUACCACCUAGGAACAGUAGCAAAGGGGUCUUUCAUUAUCACACUAGUGAAGAUACCACGAAUGAUUCUUAUGUAUAUUCAUACACAACUCAAAGGAAAGGAAAAUGCUUGUGCUCGCUGUAUGCUUAAAGCCUGCAUUUGCUGCCUUUGGUGUCUAGAAAAGUGCCUGACAUAUUUAAAUCAGAAUGCGUAUACAGCCACAGCUAUCAACAGCACCAAUUUCUGCACCUCAGCAAAGGAUGCCUUUGUUAUCCUAGUGGAAAACGCUUUGCGAGUGGCUGCCAUAAACACAGUUGGGGAUUUUAUGCUGUUUCUAGGAAAGGUCCUGAUUGUCUGCAGCACAGGUUUGGCUGGCAUUAUGUUGCUGAAUUACCAACGAGAUUACACCAUCUGGGUGCUGCCACUCAUCAUUGUCUGCCUCUUUGCAUUCCUGGUUGCUCACUGCUUCCUUUCCAUUUAUGAAAUGGUUGUUGAUGUCCUUUUCUUAUGUUUUGCCAUCGAUACAAAAUACAAUGAUGGGAGCCCUGGCAGGGAAUUCUACAUGGAUAAAGUUCUCAUGGAGUUUGUGGAGAAUAGUAAGAAAUCUAUGAAAGAAGCUGGCCGGGGAGGUGGAGCUGAGGGCAGAGAGCUAAAACCAAUGGCCUCUGGAGCAAGUUCAUCUUGAAACUAGCCAGCCAUAUUGGAACCCAUUGACAUUCCAAAACAGUAUAUAUAUACAUAUAUACAUACAUACAUAUAUAUAUAUAUAUAUAUAUAAAUAAACAGCCAAAAUCAGAGAAAAGGAACAGGGAUUUAAAACUUUUUUUAACAAUUAUUUUUGUGAAACAUGUACUCUUUUCAUACGGGUGGCUUUUACAAGCAGCUUUAUCAUUGUUCCAUUUCUUAAGUUAUUUGUUGUGGUCAUGGAAAUGUUGAUUCUUAUCUGCUUGAUAUUUUAAAAUCUGGAGGAAGUAUCAUUGUAAAGAUAAUCUGAAAUCAUGACUGGGUUUAGAGACAGAUUUCCCAUGACACUGCUAAUCUGCUGAGAGUUUUACUUGUUUAAUUUCUUUAAAAUUUUCAUUAAAUUCAGGACAGUGACAUGUACAGAAAACCUUAAAAUCAAGAAAAAUUUCGAAUUUAUUUUUUCAAGAGGUUGUUUCAGCAAAAAUUUGUUCAGUUGAAAUGUGUUUGUAAGCAGUUAUUUUACUUUAUAGCCCUGGCAGGGCACAGUUCUGUUUACCAGUAUCAGAUAUCACAAUAACCAACUCCUCAGGUAUUUAGGUGUGUGGGAGCCCUUGCAUCUCCUAUUGAACAGAACCUACAAAAUGGGGACAGAUAAUUUUUAUAUGCAAUUAACUUCCUGCUUAUCCUACUUUUAUCCCUCAUACCCAUUGCCCUCUAUCCUCCCCCUGAGUUCAGUAGCCUCCUUCACACUUCAGCAGUGUUCCUUUGAAGGGUAUGGAUUCUCCAUACAGACAAGUGAAAUAACAGAUUGUUAAAGCUCAGUCUUAGCCAUACUCAUGAUUAAUUCAUGACUAGAUACAAAGAUGCUGAGGUUGGGAAGAGAAAUGAAUUAUACUGCUGUACAUAAAAAAGUACUGUAUGCUUCAUUUCAUCUAAUGAGAGAGCUCUGGGAGGUAGAAAGGAUCAUUCCUUGCCUGUUGCUUGAUCCAUAUUUGUACAUACUGUAGUGGGUGGCUAAAGCCAGAAAGGGCAGAGAAACAUUCCUUUGGAAGUGUAGCUCCCAGGAUAGUUAUCUGAAAUUAUUAAAUAAUGACAAGAGAACAUGCUUUUUUAUUAUUAUUAUAUACAUAAAUAUCUCUUUAGUCUGGAAGUUCACCAGAUAUGAAUGCUAAUAUUCAAUUAUUCAGCAUAGUGAAUUGGUAAAUGCAUAACUGUAUUUGCUAAGAAUUUAUGAUCUGUCUAUGCUAUAUAUUCCUUUUGUUAACAUUUUUUAAGAAAACUAUUUUUGUUAUUGUAAAAUUAAUAUUUCAGAGCAGAAUUUUUAAACUUAUUGCACUAAAUACAAGCUGUCUUCAAAUAAUGAUGCCUCAAUGGUUCAAUCACUCAUUCCAGAAAAUCUUUUGAAAGAGUAAGAGCCUUUCUACAGAAGCUUUAUGAUAAAGUAGAGAGGUAUGCCUAGGUAAAGACAUGCACAACUUGUGUAAUCAAGGUUUAGUAAGUAAGCAGUUAACUGUGCUUCCUUUCAGACUAUACCAGACUUCUAAAUUGCUGCUGAAGGUUUAAAUAAUUAUGUAGUGUCAUUUAGCUAACUAGUGCUCUUAUCUUUUUGGCAAUAGUAAAACGUUUCACUUUUGCUUCCAGAAGUCAUUUGAUAACUUGAAUUUGUUACUUUUUUUUCCUGUAAGCCAGUUAAAACAAUUUACACUUUUCAUAUCACAGAACCUAAACUAUUUGAAUGGUACAAAAAUAAAGAUACAUUCAGAAAGGAUAGCUGUUGGGGAGGCAAAGAGACUUACCCAGUCCUGGAAGCACUUACUCAUUUAAGUGAACCAUAUAUAUAACUACUAGCAUCAGGAGGGCUCUCUAAGUAUGGAAAUAGUAACAUACACAUCUGUGUAAGUGCUGACUGGACUAGAGCUUCAGCCUAGGGAUCCAAACUGGAGCACAGGUGAGGCCUCUCUGUGCAAAUUAGAGGUCAGACUUGCCCAGAAGAAGCACUGGAGCAGCCUUACUUUUGUGGAGAGGAGACAUUCCUGCAGUACCAGUGUCUAAGAUAGCAGUGGUACUCAACACCACUAUUUGUGUAGAUCAGAGGGAUUUAGCAACACAAAUUUAAAAACUAGCUUAGAUGAAUUUUAGAAACUGGUUUUCAAGACUAAAAGACUUAACAAGUACCCAGUUGCUUCCAGAGAAUCUAGUUUUCAUCUUGUUUGGAGGUUAUUGGAAGUACUUAAUCAAAGAAGCCCUGUAUUCUUCUCAUUUUGAUAAGAAAAUUCUGCCAUGACUGGUUCCACAAGUUUGUGUUCUCCACUCACUGGAUGUCCUGAGUGGGAACUGUACUCUGUAAUUGCAACUAGGACUGCAAUUGGUAACAAAUUUUGUAUUUUUGUAUGACUUGACUGUGCACCAUUUUUAUAGCAGUUUAUCCUGUCUUAAAAAUAAAUUUGUUUAUUUACAUGGUGUUUAAAAGAUACAGGCAACACUUUUCUAUCGGUAGUUGUAAUGUUUAAGUGAGAAACCUAUAUCAUUACAAAGUUCUUAAUAAAAACGUGUGCACCAUUCUUGAGUGUA
Molecule: messenger RNA, 4645 nt
Organism: Agelaius phoeniceus (red-winged blackbird)
Lineage: Eukaryota; Metazoa; Chordata; Aves; Passeriformes; Icteridae
Gene: SLC44A1
Product: solute carrier family 44 member 1
Biological process (GO): choline transport; transmembrane transport
Cellular component (GO): plasma membrane
Molecular function (GO): choline transmembrane transporter activity
Source: RefSeq, a predicted model, not a curated record